Messenger RNA from Oryzias latipes (Japanese medaka), 8794 nucleotides. The record is from RefSeq and is a predicted model, not a curated record. NCBI's taxonomy places the organism in Eukaryota, Metazoa, Chordata, Actinopteri, Beloniformes, Adrianichthyidae.
CUUUAUAAGGCUUCAUGAGGAAUUUUGACAUCAGAGGCACAUGCAUUCUUCUGCACCUAAUCCUGCACAAGAAGGUUCCAGUGCAGUGUUACACACAGCGACUGUAAAGGAGAUUGAUGGAUUGGCCCUGGGCCAACCACUGAACCCAGAGAUUUGCUGUCUGCAGUCUGUUCUGGAUUGUCUGAGCACAGACCAUUGGAUUUUUGUCCUUGAAUGAAGAUCUAAAGAAGAAAACCUGCAGUAUCAAAGUGCUGACAAGGAAAGCUCAAAUUUCACUAAAAGCCAAAACCUUACAACUAAAGAACUCAGUAAAAUGGGAAAUGUACCAUCAGAAUGUCACAUGGGAGACAGCCUGAGAUGCCGCAUUUGUAACAAAGUUCUCCCUCCAUGCACAUCCUUUGAUCAUUUAUACAAAGGUACGUUUCGUGGACAGUACGUCUAUAUUUUCAAUGGAGGAGAAUACUACAGACCAGUUGGCUAUGAUAAUAUGUACAAGUGCAACUACUGCUUUAACAAGGAAAUCAAUGACCAAGAAAACCUAAGGAGAGAAGAGGAGAGAAGAAGAGAGGAAGAGCAGCGGAGAAGAGAAGAGGAGAGAAAAAGAGAGGAAGAGCGAAAGAAAAGAGAAGAGGAGCUAAAUCAAAGACUGGAAGAAUCACAGCACCAAGCUAAGGAACAGUAUGAACAACAUCUGAGAACCAACUUAUCAGAACAAGAAUCCAAAAGAAAAGUUCUGAAAGGACAUUUGGAUGAAUUUGAGUCAGACGGUGACAGUGAUGACCUUUUAGAGAUUCUCUCACUGAAAUGUGGAUUUGAGGUUGCAGAUCUCAGUCUGGAUGAACUUUCCUCUGAUCAGCUGGGAAAGGUGGUGUCAGCUUUGGACAAACUCCUCUUUGAGGAAUGGGUUCAUGCUCUUCCAUCCCUCACCACACUGAAGCACACCCAAGUCUACAUCACAGAACUAUGUGUGCUGUCUGUGGAAAAACUAGAGGAAGAGUCCUCACAAAGGCUUUGUGACCACAUGCAGUUCCUCAUAGGAUCUAUCAGCCAAUCAGCAGGCAGUGCAGCUGACAGUUUCCUGUUGACCCAAGCUCUGUAUCUUACCAUGAUGCACUUCUACAGUGACAGCAACAGCUCGGACACAGAUGCAGUCCUCAUAGCCAAACAAUGGGCGGAAGAUGAGCUCUCGACUGAUCUUCUUUUCCCUGCAGAAUUCCUGAGCAUCCUCUUAUCAUCAAUGCAGAAUUCUGUUGAAAGAGAGUCUGUGUUCAUUUUAAAGAUGGAAAUCAAAUGCCUGAAGCUGCUGUUGUCCACGCUCACUGAUCUACACACCAAGGAAACACACUCAGAGUCCACUGAAAUGAUCUUAAGACUUGUGCAAGAAAACCAGUGGACUCCAAUGGAAGCACUAAAUCUGCUUAAAGGACUGUCAAAGAAAUGUGCAGAAAAAGCUUCAAUAACUAAAUUACUGAUACUGGUCAAAGUGUAUGAUGUAUCCCCAGACUGGAGAGAUGACUAUGGACGGACCUUCACUGAAGCUAUUGACUUUGCUGCAAACAUCUCUGAAGAUUUCCCCAAAAUUCUCAGAAAAAGUGAUGAAAGAAAUCUCCUUAAAGCCCUUGCAGAGUUAAAAUCGUCUCAAAAUCUAGAUGAUUCCUUGACUGAAAUGAUAAAAAACAUCCCAAGUGGUGUCUUAGUCUACUCUGAACAGCCACAAAAACAGCCAACAUGCAUGAGAGAUUCAAUAAAAAGUGGAUCUUUGAGCACAGAUGACCUACAGAGCUGUCUGUCUCUGCUGUGCAAAGCAGUUUUUGACUCAAAAGGCUGGUGGCCUUCAGUGAAGCACAUGUUACAAUGGUGUGCCAUGCUGCUGAAGGAGAACACCCAAGUACCACAACUGGUUGGUACUGAAGAAGACCCAUGCGUGUUAGCUAUGUAUGCAGCUAUACAAGUCUGCAAAGGAAACAAACUGGACAUUGUUCUGAACUCUGAUAUUGAAUCAGAUCAGCAGAUGAAAGAGUGGUCUGGCUUUUAUAACUCCCUUGGAAUCUCCUUUAACACAAACAAGACAACAGGAACUUCAUUUAAGGAUGUUUACGAAGCUGACAUUGUGUACGGCACAUUGAGUGACUUUGUGUCCGACUACAUUCAGCAUGCAAAAGAGGUUAUGGAAAACCGGGUUCCUCCACUUCCUCGUGGAUUUUUUAUUGAAGAACAAAGUCUUGAUUCUUUGGAGAAUCUUGAAUUUUUAAAGCUAAAAGGCAACAGUCCACUGGAGUUUGCUGCUCAAACUCUGCAAAACAUCAUGCAAAGAUGUAAAAGUCUUGAAAUGGAACCAAAAAGAUGGUUUGUGAAAGCUUUGUUUCAAAACCUUCACAAUAACAUGAACAAAGGUUUGAACACCAAAAGUCCAAUCAUCAUCGACAUCUUGAAAAAGCUUUCAGGACAGACGCUGCAGUUUAACGAGAUCUUUAUCCUGACAAUUCUGGAGAAUCUGGUUCGAGUCGUUUGUAGCGAAGCAGAAGCUGAGAAAGAAACGGCAGCACAAGCUGGCAGAUGGUGUUUGGAGGCUCUGCUUAGCUGUGCAGGGCAAUCCCAAGAUUUAAAUGAAGAAACCAAACAGAUUUUGGAAAUGGUUUUAAAUUUCAGCAGACAUGCUUGGUCACCAGUUGAAUUAUUAAACCUGCUUGGAGCAUUAACUCAGCACCAUUCCACUGAGGGCUGCACUUCCAUCAUGAAGAUUUUACACCUGUUGGAAACAUACCAGGUUUCUUCCACAUGGACAGAUGACAGCAAUCAAACUCUUCUUGACCUUUUAGGUUCUUAUAAAACUGAGAACCUUAUCCAGCACUUGGACAAGAGCCUGAGAGAUGAAAAAGGCAAAACCAUUGACAUGCUUUUUGAGGAACUGCGUCAGAUGAAAGAUAUUGAUGAGCAAACACUGACCAAGUCUUACAGUAUUGUAACUCAUGUCACAAACUUGAUACAAAGUGGUGAAAUUAAAAAUUACAAAGAUAUAACGCAGGCAAAAACUCUGAGUCAGAAUAUGGACAAAGAGAACCUUCAAGAGAUCCUUGCAUUCUUAUGCAAUGCUGUUCAUCAGCAAGUAGCUGAUGAAAAGUGGUGGCCCAGAGCCACUCAGAUGAUUAGCUGGUGCCUCUUGGCCUUGUCUGACACUGGGAAGCUCCUGGAAAUGGGCACUGGGGAGGGAAAGUCUUGUGUCAUUGCAAUGUUUGCAGUGCUUCGUGUGUUGAGGGGAGAAAAAGUGGAUGUAGUCUCCAGCUCGUCAGUGUUGUGUCAAAGAGACGCAGAAGAAUGGGGUAAAUUCUUUGAGCACUUUGGCAUUACAGUUGACACAAACACAAACAAGACUGAGGACAGUGAAAGAAAAGAAUGCUACCAGAAAGAUGUGAUCUAUGGAACUAUCGAAACCUUUGCUGCAGAUCAUCUUCGUCAGAUAUUUGAGAUGAAGGAUGUGAGGCCUGAUCGUAAAUAUCAGUGCAUCAUCAUUGAUGAAGUGGACUCUCUGCUGCUUGACCAAGGGGUGCAGCUGACCUACUUGUCCAGUCCCAUGGUUUGCAUGCAGCACCUCAACACUGUUCUUGCCAUGAUCUGGGCUCAUGUCCGUCAGUAUGGCUAUGUCUCUUCACCAUAUCAGUCAUUUGUGCGAGGCCCUCCAGCUUCAUUUUUCAAGGCCAUUUAUGACUCAAUCGACACAAAAGAAACUGAAAUAACAGACCCAAUUGAUAUUUUACGUAUUGCUGAAGAAACCAACACUGUACCCAUGGGGUUUGCUGAAGAAAUCUACAAUAGUAAACCAGAUGAACUUCGUGACAAACUGAAAACUGUGAGUAAAGAUACAGCAGUUAACUUCUUUAAAGAACUGGAAAACUAUGUUCCCUAUGGCUUUACUGUCUAUACUUUGAAUGAGAAAGGAUUGCUUUCUCUUGAGAAACUCAGCCCUUAUGAUAAAAACUCAAUUCCAGAACUAACAUUUCUGGUCAUGGAGGAAGGGUUUUGUUGUUCUCUUUACGACUCUGAUGAAAUUCUAGUUCAGCCAAUAGCUGAUACGAUCUCCGAGAAAAUUCAGUACACCCCAUGCACAAACAACAAAGAUGAAAUCCGCAUUCCUGGAUUCUUGAAGAACUUGAUUGGUGAAAAAAUGUCCGUGUGGACUCAGAAUGCAUUUCUGGCUUUGCAACUAAGAGAGGGACGAGAUUACGUUGUAGAAAACAAUCAUGUUUGUCCAGUGGAUUUCAGAUCCACAGGGAUCGUGGAACUAAAUAAGAAAUGGGGAGAUGGUCUCCAGCAGUUUGUUGAGAUCAAACACCAAAUCAAACUCAGCACAAUUUCAACUGUGACAAACUACAUUUCCAACGUUGCAUUCUUUGAAAAGUACCAGGGGAAAAUCUAUGGAACGACAGGAACUCUUGGCAGUGAAAAAGACAUUCUGUUUCUGAAGAACCUUUACCCAAACCUGACUGCCUGCAAAAUGCCAGCAUUCAACAGAAAGAAGUUAUUUGAAGUCGAAGGAAAAGUGACAACCUCAUCUGAAGAGUGGAAAUCGGAAAUAAAGCAUGUGGUGAUGGCUCAGGUCUCCAAAAAUUCCUACAGGGAUGGAAGAGCGGCUCUGAUAAUCUGUGAAACAAUCAACAAAGCCAAAGAGAUCUAUGACGAUCUAAAAAGCUGUGUCUCAGGUGAUAUCAUUCUCUACUGCCGAAGCGACAAUGACAGCUUGAGCAAAAUAGAAAAAACACUUCUUCCUGGAGAUGUUAUAGUUGCCACCAACCUUGCCGGACGAGGAACAGACAUAAAGGUUUCCAAAGACGUGAACAAUAACGGGGGGUUAUUUGUGAUCCUCUCGUUCCUUUCAGACAACACAAGAGUGGAACUUCAGGCCUUUGGUCGAACGGCUCGCAAAGGCAAACCUGGAUCUGCCCAGAUCUUCAUGUCCACUGAACACCUUCAGCGAGGUUUCAAGACAGGGACCUCUCUAGAGGAAGCGAAGAGUACAAGAGACACACUUGCAGAAGAAAGAAUACGUUGCAUGAUGGAUGAUGUCCAUGAAAUGAAAUUAAGGGAAGAACUUUUCUCAGACUACUGCAAAACUCUUCAAGAAGUUCACAAGAUUUCAGAUGAAGAUGAAAAACGAGUUAUGAUAGAUAUCAUGAAUGAGUUCUGGGGCAUUUGGCUGCAAAUUAAAUCAGAAGACAUUGACCAGUUGAAAAUGGAGGAACUGAAACAAAGUCUGAAGGCUGAUUUGGCAGAGGCAAGAGAUCAGUCUCAAAAGCAGGAAUCCCCAUGUUCAAGCAUUUAUCACUUUAUAAAGUUUGGAAAUGUUGCACUUGAUGAUAAGAAAUGGGACCUUGGAGCCAGUCUCUUUCAGAAAGCCAUGGACCAGGAUAAAAGCUGGGCAGCAAUUGCUUCUUACAAUCAUGCUUACUGUACUAUUAUGCAGAGGAAGAAUAACUAUCUAAAAAAUGCCAGAGAAGAUCUGAAGAAAGCAGAGGAGUCCUUACAGUGCCUUAGUGAGGAGUCUAUGAUCUGUUUGCAGUUUGUGAAGAUGGGUUCUGUUGAAUCAACCAAGAAUGAACAAACAAGUCUGGAAAAACAAUUGACAACUAGAUGCAACAUGUAUGAAACAUGGGGUAAAAACAUAUCUGAGGCCAUUAAGAAGUUAGAUGAGAUCAUAGAGAAGGAUAAAAAUGCUGUGGCCAAGAAAUCUCCAGUUUUCUCAUUGAUUUCAAGUGCUGAUGAAGAACUCCAAGUUGAAGCUUACAGCCUCUACAAAGGUGGUCUGCAGUAUGCAUUUGCUGUUGAACAAGAGCCCUCCAUUUGGGAAGCUAUUUUGGUGUUUUUUCUUGGAGUCUUACAGAUUGUUGCUGGAGUUCUGCUUGCUGUCUUCACUUGUGGAGCACUAGCUCAAGUUGGCUUUGGACUCAUUUCUGAAGGAGUGUCAGACUGCAUCUAUGGCAUCGAGGCCCUAGUGACAGGAGAGUUCAGCUGGAAAGACUGGGCUAUACAGAAAGCCAUUUCCGUCGGUGUGUCACUCAUUACAUUCGGAGUUGGAAAGUUGGUUUCUAAAGGCUUAAAAGCUUGCAAAAUGGCAUUGAAACACUUGGGCAAAAAACUGAAGGCACUUCCAAAGCUAAUCUCCAAACAUGCUAAAGACAGUAUGAGUGCUGUCACAAAGACAAACCUAAAAAAUGCAGUAAAAGAGGCCAGUAAAAAAAUAGGGAAAGAAAUAUUUUUCCAAGGGCUUGGAAAGGCAGAGGAAGAAAUAAUGAAACAGAUAUUAAAAAGUAUAAAAAAUGAUCUGACCAAGACAAUCACAAAUGGCGUUGAAUCCAACUUAGAGAAAGACCCACUGAGUUCUUUAGUAGAUUCUACCAUUGUCCUACACCUGGUAGAUAAGGAACAACUUAAAGAGCUCCUCAAUGAUGAAAAGAGAAAAGCUAAUCUCCUUGAAGUUUUCAAAAAGUUAAGCAAAACUGCACUGCAGCCAUUCUAUGCAGACCUUAGUUGGCAGAACAAGCUCAACUCAUCCAUUAUCAAAGUGAUAGACAGAGCUAAAGAAGAGGCCAAAGGAAAAGUCAAAGUAUUUUUUCAAGUCAUUCAAGCUGCACAUCUUUCGAUACUAGCAGCUGAUGCUGUUGCGGCAGUAUCAACUAUCUCCACAAAAUUCUUCUCAAAUCUUCAAAAGGAGCUAGAAUCAUUCAAACAAAAUACAAAUAUUACAGAAAAAGUGAAAGAAAAUGAGCUUUCAGCUUCAGACUCAGAGAUUUUGAAAUCACUCAAGCAAGAUAUAGCCAAUGCUAUUUCUGAAUUACUGGCUGAUGCUAUGGUGGAGGUUUUUAACCAGAAGUUCUCCGGUCACAUCAUUUCUCAAGUACAAGAUAAGGUGAAUGGGGCCCUUGGAGAAUACAUUAAAAAAGGCUUCAAGAGAGCAGAAGACAAGCUUAAAGCUGCACGCAGUUCAACUGCAGACAUGACUGUUAAUCCAGAUUCUCAACUCUCAAGGUCUUAUGCAGAGAAGAUCAAAAGCCCUGGCAGUGGGGGGACCAUCCUUGAUGUGAGAGUUCUGUCAGAGGCUACAGGAACUAAAGUUGUCAUCCUAACUGAGAAUAAACAUGGAAGUCUUACUAAAAUGCAGGAAGUAAACCCACGCAGCAAAACCUCUGAUCAGACAGUAACACUGAUCUACAGACCAAAGAGUGACAAACAUCCUGAUGGUCAUUUUGACACUUACAUUGAUAACAAGAUAGUGAUCACCAACAGCAAUGGAAAGAGCAGCCUGUUUUUGGCUUUGGCAAGAGCCAGAAAACCAACAGCCAAUGAAGUAGAGAUCUCACAAGAAGCUGAUUACUUACGAUCUGCGGAGGCCAAGACUUUACUUCAACGUCCCAGUCAGUGGGGAUCUUUCAUCAAGCACAAGCAGUGGGUUGAAAGACUCAGAGAUAGUGACUGGUACAUCCCAGAGGGAAGUAGACCAAAACAGAUCAUGAAUAAAAUCCAGACAAGUCUUAAUACACAAGUUGGAGAAAUAAAUUACUACAUAAAAUGGCAAAAACACUACCCUCAAAAUCCAAAAAUGACACAAAUCUUUAACACAGAUCACCAACCUCCACCCAAUAGUAUCCUGGAAGCUAGUCAAGUUAACCAGAACAGCAGACUGGCCAAGGCCAUGCUUGAGGUAGGACCAAAACCCUCAACCUUUGACAGUGUGGAUGUAAAUGCUGAUGUGGAGAAACAUCAUGGCCUACAACUUCAGAACACUGGUGCACUUCAAGGAAAAAAUCAGAACUUUCCAGCAGGAACAUCUGAAAAAUUCACAACAUUACUCACCACUGCCAUCAGCAGGGAUGAUGUUGAGAGCACCUUCAAACUGAUGGUCAUUGGUGCAGCAGUGGACUAUGGUCAUGUCAGCGGUGGCAGCAACUUCAAGAGUUCUCAGAACCUGAAGAAGAGUAAAACCAGGCUCUCUAGCUUUGAAAAGAGAGUUCAAGAAAACAGCAGAGAUAUGGUGGAGAAGUGGUUUGGCCUGCUUCAAGGUAAAGAUGUCAUGACCCAAGAACAACUUAACACCAUCACUGCUUGGAUCAAAGAUGAGGGAUACAAGAACAAGAAUGAUCCUCAGAGGAGCCAGUUGUUCAGUUCUCUACAGUAAAAGUGAGAACAUCAGUGUCCCCAAUAAAAGAGAAGAAUGAGAGCAGAGAUUUUCUGUCUUCAUCAAAGAACAUCCAUCAAUUUGCAUUUUAAACCUUUAUUUCCUUUUGAGAAAAUACAAAAGUAAUAUAAAAACAACUGUAAACGAUGACUUUAAGCAUUUGUUGACAAGGAGAACAAUGUUAAUUGUAAAAUUAUUCUUUCUAAAUGUAUGUUGAUAAAUGUAUUUCCUUGUCAUUUAUUGCAUAAGAAAAUAACUAUUCACAUUAUAUAUUGAUCAUUUGAUAUGAAACAUUGUUUUCUUUUUUCUUUUUAUUCAACAAUUUUCUUUUAACACUGAUUUGUGUUAUUUCUUUAGAGUGCAAUCAUGUCAGAAAAUGAACAACGAGGUUUUCACCUUUGUAAUUACUAUUUGGCGACACCAACAAUUAACUCACAGACUUCAGUGAAAUAGUCAUGUUCAAACUGUAUUAACCUCUUAUUUUUAUUGUACUAACAUUAUUUUUGCUCCUGUUGAACAAUACCAAUCAAAUGUUACAACAAUGAUUUUAAAAUCGAAUGAAUGUAAACUGUCGGCAAUUUACUAUAAAAGGGGACAAAAACACAUAAAAUUUAAAGAAAAGCACAA